UUAGGAGGAGUUGAUUCUUUGCUGUUGGGAGCCAGGGGAGGACGGGGCCACCAUCUCUUCCCAGCUUUCAAUUUAAUUUGUAACUCCCCAGACUGGAUCUCUGCUCCCUUGGGACAUUUAUAUACUGGUUUUGUCUUAUUUUUUCCCCCCUCCUCUACAGUGGUGCCACAGUCAAAGGCUGGUGGCAGCUAAAUCAUAGCUGGAGCACAGGAGGCUGGUGCUUGGAGAGGAUCCUGAUCCUGCCUGGAGCCAUGGAGCAGCUGGGAGAGCCAGGGCUCACACGGACGGGGCAGAGGCCCCCAUUGCUGGAGCUGGAGGAUCUGCCAGCUGUGAGAAAGGGGCCAUGUGGGGCCGGACAACCCUCCCUGCGGGACCCGAAGGCACCAUCAGGGGGCAGGAGGAGGAUCAGUCAUGCGAGAGUGAAAGGGAAAGGCCAGCUGAAGUUGUCCAUCGAGGUGCGGGGCCGAACGCUGGUGCUGCACGUCAUGGAAGCAAAAGGCCUGAUGGGCAGCGAGUGCCGUGCGUGUGACUCCUACGUGAAGAUGUCCAUCGUGCCAGAUGCUGACUGGAAAUGCAGGCAAAAGACCAAGACUGUGCCAGACAGCAAAAAUCCCGUCUUCCACGAGCACUUUGUUUUCCCAGUGCAGGAGGAGGAUGAGCAGAAACGUCUCCUGGUCACAGUCUGGAACAGAGAGAGAAAUUCCAGGCAGAGUGAACUGAUUGGCUGCAUGAGCUUUGGUGUGAAGUCCCUCCUGUCCCUGGACAAGGAGAUCAGUGGCUGGUACUACCUCCUCGGGGAGGACCUGGGCAGGACCAAGCACCUGAAGGUGGCCAUGAGGCGGCUGAAGCAGAGCACAGAGCCGGUACUGGGAAGUCAGAGUGCAGCUCAGGAGAGCCAGGAUGCUGUCACCCUGAAGCAGCUGAAGAUCACGAUCCCUCGAGGGAGUGAUGGCUUUGGUUUCACCAUCUGCUGUGACUCCCCAGUCCGUGUGCAGGCCGUGGACUCUGGUGGCCCAGCAGAGAAGGCAGGUCUGCAGCAGCUGGACACGGUGCUGCAGCUGAAUGAGCAGCCUGUGGAGCACUGGAAAUGUGUGGAGCUGGCUCACGAAAUCCGGAACUGUCCCACUGAGAUCAUCCUACUGGUGUGGAGGCUGGUCCCGCAGGUGAAGGCAGGCCCCGAGGGGAUGAUCCGCAGGUCCUCCUGCAAGUCCACCUACGACCUGCAGUGCCCCCCGCACAAGCGGGAGAAGAACAGCGCGGGCCCCGCGGCCGAGCAGCGCCGCAGCUGCCACGUCCUGUGCGACAGCAGCGAGGGGCUGCUGCUCAACAGCUGGGACAGGUACACCGAGCUGGGCAAGAGGGGCCAGAACACCCUGCCGGCCCUGUCCCGGGUGCCCUCGGCCGCCGACCAGAACUACAUCAUCCUGACGCCCCUGAACCCGGGGAGCCAGCUGCUGAGGCCUGUCUAUCAAGAGGAUGACACUGCUGGGGGGAAUGCUUCUAAAGGGAAAUCCCACACGGGGUCUGGGAGGAAAUCCAGGCUGAUGAAGACUGUGCAGUCCAUGAAGAGCUACGGGAACUACCAGAACUGCACCAUAGUGAGACCCCACAUCCCACACUCCUACGGCACCUACGUGACCCUGGCCCCCAAAGUGCUGGUGUUCCCCAUCUUUGUGCAGCCCCUUGAUCUCUGCAACCCAGCCCGGACUCUGCUUCUGUCGGAGGAGCUGCUUCUUCAUGAGAGCAGGAACAGGACUACAGAGGUGACCCUCUUUGUCUACUCAGACCUGCUGCUCUUCACCAAGGAGGACGAGCCCGGGCGCUGCAACGUGCUGAGGAACCCUCUGUACCUGCACAGUGUCAAGCUCCAGGAGGGUUCAGAAGAUCGGAAGUUCUGCCUCCUUUACCUUGCAGAGAAGUCGGAGUGCUUAUUAAGUUUGGAGGCUUACUCCCAGGAGCAGAAGAAGAGGAUCUGCUGGUGUCUGGCUGAGAACAUCACCAAGCAGCAACAUCCGGCAUCAGCUCCUACGGAGAGCAAGAUGCUGGAGACAGACACGGAGAAGCCGGGGCAGAUGCACUCGGAGGACGGGAAGGCAGCCGUGGGUGAUGCUCCUCCGGCUGCCGAGGCACCGGCUCCGGCCGAGCCCUGGGAUGCCCUGGGAGCCACCCAGGGCCCUCUCCUGGUGGAAAAGCAGCCAGUGGCCACUGCAAAGGGAGAGGAGCAGCCCAGCUCCCUGCCAGCCUUCGUCAUCCCGGAGCUGCGCCUCGACAGCACCUUCAGCCAGAGCGUGGCCGGCGUGGCGGGCAGCACCACGGACGGGGAGGACGACGAUGAGGAGGAGGAAGAUGAGGAGGAGGAGGAUGAGGAGGAGGACAGUGACGAGCAGUACCUGGAGAGGAACGAGGUGAAGCGCAGCAGCAUGAUCGAGACGUCGGGCUGCCAGCCCGGGUACACGCUGAGCGUGCAGGGCUCCCUGCGGCGCCGCACCCACAGCGAGGGCAGCCUCCUGCAGGAGGCCAAGGGGCACUGCUUCACCUCGGACACCACCCUCAACUGCUCCGACAGCCAGGGCACCACGGCCCGCUGGGCACUGCCCUCCCCCAGGACCCUCAAGAAGGAGCUCGUCAAGAACGGCGGCUCCAUCCACCAGCUCACACUGCUGUUCUCGGGCCACAGGAAGCUGAGUGGAGCCGACCCCGAGUGCAGCUGUGAUGAAGGGGAUGAGACCUCCCGCAAGAAACGGAGCAGGAGCCUAGCCAAGGACAUGAAGAACCGGCUGGGGAUUUUUCGGCGGAGGAACGAGUCCCCCGGAGCCAACCCCUCCGGCAAGCUGGACAAAGUGCUCAAAUCCCUCAAGCCCACUCCCGAGGAAGCACUCAAGUGGGGAGACUCCCUGGAGAAGCUGCUGCUGCACAAAUACGGGCUCGCUGCCUUCAGGGCCUUCCUGCGCACCGAGUUCAGCGAGGAGAACCUGGAGUUCUGGCUGGCCUGUGAGGAGUUCAAGAAGAUCAAAUCCCAGUCCAAGAUGGUCUCCAAGGCCAAGAAGAUCUUUGCCGAGUACAUCGCCAUCCAGUCCUGCAAGGAGGUCAACCUGGACUCCUACACCCGGGAGCACACCAAGGAGAACCUGCAGAACAUCACCCGCGGCUGCUUCGACCUGGCGCAGAAGAGGAUUUACGGGCUCAUGGAGAAGGACUCGUACCCCCGCUUCCUGCGCUCUGACUUGUACCUGGACAUAAUUAACCAGAAGAAAGCCAGCUCCCCGCUGUAGACCCAAGGACUGUCUCGGGGCAGGCUGGGAGCUGUGUGUUUACAUGGAGUUGGGCAGUGAAGGCCUUCCUGGGAGCCGGCGGGAGCGUGUUUUCCUGCUGCCACUCGUGCCCCCAAGCCAUAAUUCCUGCAGCAACGGACGUGGGGCAGCUGAAGGCACCGAGCUUGGGGCCAGGGGGACCGACACACCAAGCAGUCUGGUACUGCUCCAUCGCGGGUACGACGCCUUCGGGGUGACUCCGGCGUGGAUUUUAGCCAGGAGGGGAGCUCCCACGAGACUACUGUGAAGCAGUGCCCCAGCUGUGAGCGUUCCUGGAGGGCGGCGAGCGAUCCCAGAUUGCUGAGGAGGAGUUUUGAGCAGGGCUCCAGCGAGGGGGACAACAGCACCACCAUGAACACCACCCCGGAUCAAAGCCUCAUGGCCUGGCCCAGCCCCAGGAUGCUGCUGUGCUUCCCCGUGCCGUGGUGCCUCCCGGCUGCCCCGCGGCAGCAGCUGCAGGAGCCCGGCCUCGUCCCCCCGGGAGCAGGGAGAGCCGGGUCCUCCCCCUGCGCGGGGGGUGUGCAGACCACCCCCUCCCACCCCACCCCUGGUUUAUUUAUUGACCUCCUCUAGCUGGACAUUACUGUGUAAUAGGAAACCCCCUGUCCUUUCCCGUUCCCAGAUGACAAGUGCAAUAUUUGUGUGUGUCGCGGCCGAGUUCUCCGGCGGAGUGGGUGCCUUUGUUUUUUGGGUGUGUACAUUUUGUAAGUAGCGGGUUUUACCUGACAGACCAUUCCCUGGCAGCAGGCCGCUGGGGGAGCCUGGUGUAUAUAUCUCAUGCCCUGACGACGGAGGGUUUGGCGAUGGAGAAAAGCAGCUCUGUGAAGCAGACACUCUCCUGACUCUGGAUAACAAUACUGUGUUUUGGGAAGCGGGGGUUCCUGCUGGCCCUGGCAGAGCGGGGUGGACUGCCUGCCUCCCAGUUUACAGUGCAAAGCAUCUCUGCAGCUAGAAAAAAACCAACAUUGUCAUGGUCAUAGGUAAAUAAAAGGAGAAUAUAA
Messenger RNA from Pseudopipra pipra, 4312 nucleotides. RefSeq names its product regulator of G protein signaling 3 (gene RGS3). The coding region runs from base 252 to 3272 and encodes 1006 amino acids. Gene Ontology annotation, cellular component: plasma membrane; nucleus. The transcript has 24 exons. Lineage: Eukaryota; Metazoa; Chordata; Aves; Passeriformes; Pipridae. The record is from RefSeq and is a predicted model, not a curated record. Gene Ontology annotation, molecular function: protein binding.